This is a messenger RNA of Eimeria necatrix, 162 nucleotides long. RefSeq lists its product as hypothetical. Bases 1 to 162 code for a protein of 53 amino acids. NCBI's taxonomy places the organism in Eukaryota, Apicomplexa, Conoidasida, Eucoccidiorida, Eimeriidae. The transcript has 2 exons. The record is from RefSeq and is a predicted model, not a curated record.
AUGUUCGUCACGGCGAGCAUUCAGGCUGGGGAAGUAGCUUGGCCACAAGCUGUGGAACUUGUUGCCAAGACUGGAGACUCACAGCUCCUGGAGAGACUGAAAGCAGAGCUUUCUAAGGACAAGGAAAGUUCUAUUGGAAGACUCGACUCACUCCGGCGGUGA